This is a messenger RNA of Salpingoeca rosetta, 1472 nucleotides long. RefSeq lists its product as uncharacterized. The record is from RefSeq and is a predicted model, not a curated record. Lineage: Eukaryota; Choanoflagellata; Craspedida; Salpingoecidae. The coding region runs from base 51 to 1472 and encodes 473 amino acids. Gene Ontology annotation, molecular function: NAD(P)H dehydrogenase (quinone) activity; flavin adenine dinucleotide binding. The transcript is spliced from 13 exons.
UUCACAACAAACGAGAAGACAGAAGCAAGAAGGCUGGCGGUGGCGCAACCAUGAACGUGGACGAUGUGGCGGAGCAGGUGUUGCGGGGGGAGAAGGACAUCGAGGAGGUCCUGGGCCCUCUGACGGCCCAAGGGAAGAGGGAGCUCAACACGGUGAUGGCGCGAUCGGAGGCCCAACACAAGCCAUUCGUGACUGCCCCUUCCACCCCCAUGCCACCCAUCGACGAGUACAACACCAAGCACGCGGAGUACGUGCACCCAAAGGACUACGUGAACCCAACGCCACAAGAAGAGCCAUACGAUCUGGUGGUUGUUGGAGCUGGUGUCGCCGGCCUGUUGUCCGUCAUCAUCGGCAACUCGCUUGGGAAAAAAUGCGUGCUGAUUGAAGAACACUACAUGGGCGGGGAUUGCCUGAACGUUGGGUGCUUCCCGUCAAAAGUGCUCAUUGCCAGUGCCAAGCGUGCCCAUCAAGUGAGGACCGCGUCAGACCUGGGUGUCCGCCUUGAUCCAUCCCAGGUUCAAGUUGACUUUCCAGCCAUCAUGCAGCGCAUGCGACGACUGCGCAGCGAAAUUGCGCCCAUCGAUUCUGUUGAGCGGUACAAACGCGAUUUCUGCCACGAAAUCUUCAUGGGUCACGCAACGUUCACGUCUCCGUCAACCAUCGACGUGGACGGAAAGACAAUCAGGUUCCACAAAGGGCGGGAGGAUGAGGACGCGUGCCAACUGCUGCUUGACUCUCUCCGAAAGGACGGCUUGACCGUGAUGCUCAACACAGACGUCACGGAAGUGAAGCUCGUCAGCGAUAGGGAUGAAACGCAUUUAACAAAAGCGCCCUUUCACGAGUACCGCGUGACGUGCAAAGGAAAGGAUGGCCAGGUGCACACCAUCACAUGCAAUGCCGUUCUAAAUGCGACUGGCCGCAUUCCAAACGUUCAAGACCUCAGUCUCGAAAAGGCAAAUGUGGAGUACGACACACUGCGCGGCGUCCGCGUGAACGAGUUCUAUCAGUCUUCAAAUCCGAACGUGUACGCGUGCGGCGACGUUGCCAGUGGCUUCAAAUUCACGCACAGCGCCGACUGGGGCGCGCGCAUCGCCGUCAGGAACAUGUUUCUGGGGAUGUUUCACAAGGAGUCACAGCUCGUGAUUCCGUGGUGCACGUACACGGAUCCAGAGGUUGCACACGUUGGCAAGUAUGCGCGUGACCUUGAGCGUGAUGGCGUUGCGUAUGAGGUGCUGCGUCGGGACCUCUCCCACGUCGACCGCUGCAAAUGUGAUGGCGAUACGGUUGGGUUUGUGAAGCUGCUGGUACGGGCCGGGGGUGAUGAGAUCCUGGGCGCGACCGUUGUUGGUGCUACAGCCGGUGACAUGCUCUCCGAAAUCACCAUGGCAAUGCAGGUCACACCUCGUGCUGUGAGCGUUUUCAUGCGCACUCCGCCCUCACGUCCACCACACAUGCUGUUCACACGCCGGUAG